UAUGCAGCACAUCUGAGCAGCAGUACAGAGAGCAGGCAGCGCUGCGCGUGUCCUUCACUGCUCCUGGCUAGCUUGUGUGUUCUUGGGAUUGUUUACCGAAACAGCAGAUAAAGGGACAAUACAAAGCCGGACGAUGGCCGCACGGAUUUGGCCUUUAGUGAAGCUUGCCACCAAGGUGACCAUUGCAGGGGGAGCGGUUUAUGUUGCCUGUGACUCUGGUCUGCUGGGAAGCAGUGAACAAGGCUCAGAAGCCCUGGAGAAGGCCAAAGCUGUUGUCCCUCCGGCCUUACAAGAAUGGAUCAAGUAUUUUGGUCUGGAGGCUCAGCUUCCCACCAUGCCUAAGAUGGAGUUCUCCCCGGUCAACUCGUGGAAUGCUGGAGUGCGGUGGACAAUAUCUAGCCUUUCAGAGGCCCCGACAAAAGCGUCCGAGUAUACAAGUCAGGGACUUCAAUAUGUAAAAGAUCUUAUCAAGUGAACAGGACCUCCUUGGAUGACUUCACAUUAUUAGCGUUUGACUUUUGCACUUGAGAAAUAACAGUACUCCAAAGUCAUCAUCCCCUUCCCUUAAGAGAAGAUAUGAAAAACAAAUGCUGGGUGAAGAAUUUCUGAAUUUAACUUAAAAGUGGAAUUUCAUUGAAGUUGUAAAUAAAGCAGGGAAACAUAAUAUUUUUGAAUAUAAAUGUUGGUCUAUACAGCUUAAACUGUCUUCAAUGUUUAGUGCAGUUGUAUGCCCCUGUUCUCAAUCUGUUCCACAUAUUGUAUCAAAGAAUAUCUGAUGUGUAUAUAUCCAAUUUCACCAUUUGCUUGCAAUAACACCAAAUCUU
Cyprinodon variegatus (sheepshead minnow) is the source of this 824-nucleotide messenger RNA. RefSeq names its product chromosome unknown open reading frame, human C19orf70 (gene micos13). The record is from RefSeq and is a predicted model, not a curated record. Gene Ontology annotation, biological process: cristae formation. Bases 134 to 475 code for a protein of 113 amino acids. The transcript is spliced from 4 exons. Gene Ontology annotation, cellular component: mitochondrial crista junction; MICOS complex. NCBI's taxonomy places the organism in Eukaryota, Metazoa, Chordata, Actinopteri, Cyprinodontiformes, Cyprinodontidae.